Gadus macrocephalus (Pacific cod) is the source of this 2510-nucleotide messenger RNA. Its product is annotated as 5-hydroxytryptamine receptor 4. The transcript has a single exon. Gene Ontology annotation, biological process: adenylate cyclase-activating adrenergic receptor signaling pathway. The record is from RefSeq and is a predicted model, not a curated record. Bases 46 to 1125 code for a protein of 359 amino acids. Lineage: Eukaryota; Metazoa; Chordata; Actinopteri; Gadiformes; Gadidae. Gene Ontology annotation, molecular function: G protein-coupled receptor activity. Gene Ontology annotation, cellular component: membrane.
CAGACUUCAAUAAACUCCUGAAUUUUUUCCCAUCACAAGACCCAGAUGGACAACAGCAGCCUGGACCCUCGGACCCCUGAGCCCUCCGACACCAGCCUCCACGGCACCGCCCCACCCUGCACCACGGAGCGCCACCAGGCCUCCCGCCUGCUGCUCUACAGCCUCCUUAGCGCCGCCGUGGUCUGCACCGUGGUCGGCAACCUGCUGGUGGUCCUCUCCAUCGCCUACUUCAAGCAGUUGCAGUCCCCCACCAACUGCUUCGUCAUGUCCCUGGCGGUGGCCGACAGCCUUGUGGGCCUGGUGGUGAUGCCCUUCAGCAUGCUGCGCACCCUGGACGGCUGCUGGCGGCUCGGCGCCCUCUUCUGCCGCCUGCACUCCAGCCUGGACGUCAUGCUGUGCAGCGCCUCCAUCUUCCACCUCAGCUGCAUCGCCUUCGACCGCUACUACGCCGUGUGCAACCCGCUGCUCUACUCGCUGGUGAUGUCGCGGGACCGCGUGGCGGCGCUGAUCGUGGGCUGCUGGGCCAUUCCUAUGCUCAUCUCCUUCGGCCCCAUCAUGGGGGGCCUCCACGCGGUCGGCGUGGAUGUCCCCCUGCCCCCGGACGUGUGUGUGCUCCUGGUGAACCGCGCCUACGCCGUCACGGCCUCCCUAGUGGCGUUCUACCUGCCCAUGGCGGUCAUGCUGGUGGCCUACUGGAAGAUCUACAAGGCGGCCAAGCGGCAGGCCAUGCAGAUCAGCGCCAUGGAGAGCCAGAUGGCAGCCGGCGUGGGGAAGGACUCGAGCAAGAAGCAGCGGCACCGCAACGCCAUGCGGAGAGAGAGGAAGGCGGCCAAGACCCUGGGGAUCAUCAUGGGGGUCUUCCUGCUCUUCUGGAUGCCCUUCUUCACUGUCAACAUCGUGGACCCCUUCAUCGAGCACAGCACCCACGCACUGGUGUGGGACGUGUUCCUGUGGCUGGGGUACAUCAACUCCUCCCUCAACCCCUUCCUUUAUGGCUUGUUCAACCGCUCCUUCCGCAGGGCCUUCCUCAUGAUCAUGGGGUGUAGGAUCUGUCUGCCCGGCGCGUCCCCCAGAAUAGACCUCUCUCAGUCUCAGGAGGGUGCUGAGCGCACUGAUCAGCAGUAGAGCGCUUUCUGUUGUUUUUGUUUGUUUGGUGUUGGAUUUAGGGAUUUAGGAUCCCAUUAUAUUCCGUUUCGUUCAUCAUCACAAGGGCUUUAGGCAACUCGCUUAUCUUAGAUUGGUUCAGGAGUGUAAACACAAGUAGAAAAUGAAGGAAUUCAUUAAAGUACACAUUUGCGGUGCCAGAAAUAGCCCACUCAAAGGGAUUGAACCAAUGUAUUAUGUGAUUGUAUAUUUGUACAGCGUCUCCAGUAUUUUCAAAGCUGCAAUGUGUCAACUUACUUUGGAAACAAUAGGCUGACAUAACUUAAAGGAUAAGAGCUUAAAUGUAAUUAUCUUUGUUAGAAUUUCUCAAGUUUAAAUGAUUCCCAUUUUAUUUGGAUGCAAAAUCACAUUAACGUAGCAUCCUAACAACAAGUGUCAGCCCCUUAUGAUGAUCUACGUAAUAUGUUUGAAAGAGACAUUCAAUGAGGUAGUGGCUCCGACCCAACAGCCGCGGGAUCAGCCGCGGCGACGGGGGCUGGAGCCACUCUGUUCAGACGGCCCGACUCUGACUCAGAUGCGAUGCACAAAAUGUCAUAGAAAUAUCAACAUAAUCAGCAUUGUUAAUCCCAUCCGCCAUCGUUUAUAGAAAGGGGCUAAAUGUAAUAAAUAAGCUUUACUAAAUCAUAAAAUCCACGAUUGGUCGUCAGAAAGUAAGGAACAAACUUCUCCUUUGAAAAUUCAGUUCCAUGUCUGAAGUUUUGUUUUUGUUUCGGCCUUGUGUUAUGUUUCACCAUUCCCUGAGUCCUCCGGGUUCCCAGAUAUUAAACCAAUUGGCACAGAAAAACAGUCUGCUGCAGCACCAUGGCCAGAGCAGUUCUAAAACACGGGUUAAUCUUAAAGAUGCAAUUGUUCAAUUGUGCAAUUCAAGGCAAAUGCAACAUGAGCUCAUCAUUUGCCGACAAAUAAGUUGCAGAUGUAUACAUUGGCUGAUCAACUGGACUACUCUUUGUCAUUUGUCAUAAUCAAAAAAUAUAUUUUUUGCUUGCGUCAAAAUAUCAUGUUGCGCUCGGCUUGUGUUACGCUCGAUUUAUUUAUUGUUCUCAACCUGGCAACCCACUUGGGCCUCAAGUCUGGGGAGGAGGGUGUGGGCGGAGACACCUCUCUCCCGUAGGAGGAAUUUGGACUGCAUUACCCAUUGGAAACGCUUGGUGUCAAUGUAACAUAUCGUGUUUGAAGAAUGCUGAACCCUUCAGAUGAGAAGGGUAGGGCAAAGUGGUUUAGUGGGUAUUGUGCCAAGUCAGUUCAACUGUAAGAACCUAAGAGUAUAUAAGUUAUAUUUUGCAUUUCUAAUCUGUGGUGAUGGCAAAUCGCUUGCUGGUCUACUAGUAUGGUUUCCAUAACAGCUG